This is a messenger RNA of Candida tropicalis MYA-3404, 432 nucleotides long. RefSeq lists its product as uncharacterized. The record is from RefSeq and is a predicted model, not a curated record. Lineage: Eukaryota; Fungi; Ascomycota; Pichiomycetes; Serinales; Debaryomycetaceae. The coding region runs from base 1 to 432 and encodes 143 amino acids. The transcript has a single exon.
AUGGAGCAAAUAAAUGGUAGUAAUAAUGGUACUUCUACUGCUAUAGUAGAUAGAAUGUCAGAGACCGAACAUUGGAAUAAUGACGUUAAUGAUUUCACUCCUCCCUCAUCUGAUACUGCUUUUGAUCCAAUUCAACAACAAGAAAUCGAAGAGUUUCAAAGACUACUUGAAAGAGAACUAAGAUCUAUGGAAGAUGACAAAUCACUUAAAGGUAAGAAUUGGAAUUGUGUCUUUAAGACUUUGAUAUUCAUUGGAUAUUGCAUAUCUACAAUAAUAUUUUCACUCCAUCUUUGGGUUCAAUAUUUUUUCAUAAAGUAUACCUAUGAUGACCAGACAGCUGUUAAUAUGUUAAACUAUGUUACUGCUGCACAAGAGAAGGCUAUUGAUGAAUAUAGUAAAAGAAAGGGUGGAGAUAAAGAGUCACAGGAUUAG